Neurospora hispaniola is the source of this 1463-nucleotide messenger RNA. RefSeq names its product acyltransferase-domain-containing protein. Lineage: Eukaryota; Fungi; Ascomycota; Sordariomycetes; Sordariales; Sordariaceae. Gene Ontology annotation, biological process: phosphatidylinositol acyl-chain remodeling. The record is from RefSeq and is a predicted model, not a curated record. The coding region runs from base 148 to 1434 and encodes 428 amino acids. Gene Ontology annotation, molecular function: acyltransferase activity. Gene Ontology annotation, cellular component: endoplasmic reticulum; endomembrane system. The transcript has 3 exons.
AACUAUUUCACGGUCCUUGGUGACACCCAAACACUGUCGUUCCGGCUUGCUGCCCUUCAACACCGUGGCACAUCAUCAUUAUCCGAAUCUCGACGUCGAGUACCGAUCUCUGGACUUGUCUCGAUUAACCACACGGUCACCACCAUCAUGGGUGACCUCCGUCAGAAUGCAUCGUGCCCGGACAUUGCAUCCGGCGAUGCCUCCACGAACCCCAACCCAGACCAAGCUGGACUGCUCGUACAACCAAAUGAUGAUGCGCCAAAAACAGUCCAGAAUGCGCAUCCAUCGGGCAAGGAGAAGCAUAACCGCUUGAUUCAGAUUCUUAGGGGUGUUUCGCUGGCCAUCUUCUUCACAGCAUGUUCUGUUGGCAUCGUCGCGACUCAGUUCCUCGGCGCACCACUGUAUUGGAUCAAUCGCGACCUCUACUACACCUACAUGGCCCUUACGAAAGAGUCCUUUGGCCUAACCAUCACGACUAUGACGCAGUGGUGGGGUCCCACGACCAUUCGCAUCAGCGGCGAUGGCUCCGUCGCCGGCCAGAUCAAAAAGACCCCCGACGGCCGUGUCGAAUUCAACUUUCCCGAACGCAUGGUCAUGAUCGCCAACCACCAGAUAUACACCGACUGGCUCUACCUCUGGUGGGUAGGCUACGCCAACGCGCCCCGCAUGCACGGCUACCUCUACAUCAUCCUUAAAGAGUCGCUCAAGUACCUCCCCAUUGUGGGCCAAGGCAUGAUGUUCUAUGGGUUCAUCUUCAUGGCGCGCAAGAUGUCGGUCGAUCAGCAGCGACUGGCAUACAGACUGGGAAAGCUAAAGACCAAACAUACGCAUGACGGGAAACAGUAUCUCAACCCCAUGUGGCUCCUGUUGUUCCCCGAGGGAACCAACUGCACGCAAAACGGAAGGGACAAGUCCAAGAAGUGGGCGGAUAAGAUGGGAAUCAAGGACACGGAGCACGUUCUCCUGCCGCGCAGUACUGGAAUGUACUUUUGUCUAAAGGAGUUGAAGGGCACGGUAGACUAUGUCUAUGACUGCACCGUUGCCUAUGAAGGCGUUCCCCGCGGCAUGUACGGCGACCAAUUCUUUACCCUCUCCUCUACCUACCUGCGCGGCCAGCCUCCCAAAUCUGUCAACUUUUACUGGCGCCGAUUCGCAGUAGACGACAUCCCGCUCGAAAACCAAGAGGAAUUCGACGUGUGGCUGCGCGAGCGCUGGUACGAAAAGGAUGCGCUGAUGGAGCAGUAUCUCACUACCGGUCGCUUCCCGCCUAGUCCGGCAACCAAGGAGGGAGGUCACGAGGGCCAUUUGGAGACGGAGGUACGCGCCAGACAUCCGCUCGAGUUCUUAAAGAUCUUCUCCGUGUUGGGCUGGGUGGGUGUUAUGGCGACCACGGCAGUGCGGACGUGGGGGAGGGUGGCGCAGUGGACCUCGUGAGAUCCUUAAGGGUGCUCGUUAAAGCCACU